CGGGCAGACGGAGUUUGCGCCCUGCAGAUUGGGCCUCACAAAUCCUCGACUCGGCCUCGCAAACCUGUGAAAGCAUUGAUAGUGCUCGAUCAUUUCCGUCUUUUCAGUCUCAGAGCCUUUCCGAAAGAUUACACGUGCUCUCCGCCGCAAAAAUACCAAGCGCAGUUGCUUAGAGUCCGGACCCGCUGUACCUCUACUGAGGCCUUUCGUUUUCCAUGAAGGCUCCAAUGAAAUAUGUUGUUGUCACCGGAGGUGUGGUAAGCGGUCUUGGAAAAGGAGUUACUGCGAGCAGCAUAGGUGUCUUACUGAAGGCCGGAGGCUGGCGAGUGACAAACAUCAAAAUCGACCCAUACAUCAACAUCGAUGCCGGAACUAUGUCGCCAUUUGAGCAUGGCGAAGUGUUCGUUCUUGAUGAUGGUGGCGAAGCUGACCUUGAUCUUGGCAACUACGAGCGUUUCGUUGACUCAACUCUAACACGGGACCAUAAUAUAACGACCGGAAAGAUUUACCAGACGGUGAUCGCAAAAGAGCGAAAAGGGGAAUACCUUGGAAAGACUGUGCAGGUAAUUCCUCACAUGACCGACGAAAUUCAAGACUGGAUAGAGCGCGUGUCAAGGCUCCCCGUCGACGGAUCUCCCGGUCAACCCGACGUUUGUAUAAUUGAGCUCGGAGGAACAGUGGGCGACAUUGAAUCAAUGCCCUUCAUCGAGGCACUUCGUCAAUUUCAGUUUCGAGUCGGCUCUGACAACUUUUGUCUCAUUCACGUGAGUUUGGUUCCGGUCGUAGGUGCAGUUGGCGAGCAGAAAACAAAGCCGACUCAACACUCAGUUCAAGCUUUACGUUCAGCUGGACUCUCGCCACACAUGUUGGCUUGCCGCAGCCAAGCCCCUCUCGAGCAGUCCGUGAUGGACAAACUUGCCCUGUUCUGCCAUGUCACGCCAGAUUGCAUCCUGAAUCUUUGUGAUGUGAGCAAUAUAUGGCAUGUCCCACUCGUUAUGCAAGAGCAAGGCGGGCAUUUAGCCAUCAUGCGUCAAUUAAGGCUUGAUUUCCGGAAGCUUGAGCUUGACAGCUGGGCACAUCGUGCCAACAAGUGGGACACAGUUACAUUGCCGGUCAAAAUUGCCAUCGUUGGCAAAUAUACAGGUCUAGGCGACAGCUAUUUAUCUGUCACAAAAGCGCUGAUGCACUCCGCGAUUUCUGCUGACAGGAAGCUCAAUAUUGUGUGGGUUGAAGCCGGGAUGCUCGAAGGCGCCACUCUCGCCGAAGAUCCAACAGCUCACGCUGAGGCUUGGGAAAACGUUCACAGUGCGGAUGGUAUUUUAGUUCCCGGAGGUUUCGGCGAACGUGGAACUGAAGGAAAGAUACUUGCUGCAAAGUAUGCACGAGAGAACCAGGUCCCAUUCCUCGGCAUAUGCCUUGGUAUGCAGGCGGCUGUGAUCGAGUAUGCCCGAAACGUACUUGGGAUGAAGAACGCUCAUUCCACUGAAAUGGUGCCUGAUUGUGCUGAUCCAGCUGUGAUUUUCAUGCCAGAAGGAUCAACAACUCACAUGGGUGGCACCAUGCGUCUUGGCUCAAGGAGGACGAUCUUCCAAACGCAGGAUUGCAAGGCUGCCAAGCUGUACAACUCCAUGCCGUUCGUUGAUGAACGCCACAGGCAUCGAUACGAGGUCAACCCUGAUAUUGUAGACAGACUUGAGAAGGCCGGAUGUGUCUUCGUUGGCAAAGAUGAGACAAAUAGACGAAUGGAGAUACUAGAGCUUUCCGGUCAUCCAUUUUUCCUUGCCACUCAGUAUCACCCUGAGUAUAAGUCAAGACCCGGGCGCCCAUCACCACCUUUUAUGGGUCUGGUUCUAGCUGCAUCAGGACAGCUUGAUCAGUACUUGACAAGUGAAGCAAUUGGCAUGCGGAUGAACGCCCCCGGAGGCUUUCUUCAGUCGCCACUCAAAGCUUUGAAAGGACUAGCAAAAGAAGACGAAUCUGACAGCCCCUGAGGGGUCGGUUUUAUGUGUGUAUCAAUCCAUACCGAAGUUCUGCCUAGCAGGCACGAAGGGGAAUGGAUUUCCAAUGCAUAUGCAUGAAGAGGUCGUCUAUCUUCGUCAAGGAAUGAAAGAAUCAAAAGAAAUUUCAACCAUCAGUUUCAAUCGUGUUCCGCAACUUGAAUGAAACUAUUUCAAAUCACUGCUAAUCAUAUGCACAAAUUGUAUUUGUCUUU
Micromonas commoda is the source of this 2212-nucleotide messenger RNA. RefSeq names its product CTP synthase. The record is from RefSeq and is a predicted model, not a curated record. Lineage: Eukaryota; Viridiplantae; Chlorophyta; Mamiellophyceae; Mamiellales; Mamiellaceae. The transcript has 3 exons. Gene Ontology annotation, molecular function: CTP synthase activity; identical protein binding. Bases 216 to 1991 code for a protein of 591 amino acids. Gene Ontology annotation, biological process: pyrimidine nucleobase biosynthetic process; CTP biosynthetic process.